Amaranthus tricolor (Joseph's coat) is the source of this 3020-nucleotide messenger RNA. Its product is annotated as lipoxygenase 6, chloroplastic. The transcript has 9 exons. Gene Ontology annotation, molecular function: oxidoreductase activity, acting on single donors with incorporation of molecular oxygen, incorporation of two atoms of oxygen; metal ion binding; protein binding. Gene Ontology annotation, biological process: lipid oxidation. NCBI's taxonomy places the organism in Eukaryota, Viridiplantae, Streptophyta, Magnoliopsida, Caryophyllales, Amaranthaceae. The record is from RefSeq and is a predicted model, not a curated record. The coding region runs from base 109 to 2865 and encodes 918 amino acids.
UUUAAGAACCACUUAUUUACACUUAGCUUUGCAAGACUGGGUACAAGUUUUGAUGUUUAAAUGAAUAUUUCAUACCUCCAUUUAUCUUUUCCUUAGCUUCUUCCAAACAUGUUAUCAUCCAGACUAACACCCACAAUAAAAUCAACUUUCAAUGAAUCAUCACCUCACCGGAGACUCCCCGGAGCUAGAAUCUCCGGUAAAAACUCCAGCUUAGCAAGAAAUGCUAGAACUAAAAAGACCCUUAUGAGAAAUGGGUUAUUGAAAGUGAGAGCUGUAAUCAGCAGUGGUGAUAGCACAGUGAAAUCUGGUGCACCUGCAGGUAUGGAGAUAAAAGAUGAAAAGGGUACUUUGUUAAAUAAUUCUUCAGGAAAUGGGAUUCAAGUUAAGGCAAUUGUUACAAUUAAGAAGAAGAUUAGACAGAGAUUAGUUGAUAAACUUGAAGAUCAAUGGUUUAAUUUUCUUAAUAGCAUUGGUCAAGGGAUUUUUAUACAGCUUAUAAGUGAAGAACUUAAUCCUGAUUUCAAUUCUAGGAGGAGUGUAGAGGCCUAUGUGACCGGUCGGCCGCCAAGUAGUUCAUCAGGACAGUCCUACAUUGUUGAGUACACUGCAAAUUUUACAGUUCCUUCCAAUUUUGGAAAUCCUGGAGCUAUCUUGAUUACUAAUAACUACAGUAGAGAAAUCUAUUUGGUAGAGAUUGUGCUUCAUGGAUUCAAUGAUGGACCUUUUAACUUCCCUGCAAAUUCAUGGAUCCACUCAAUUAAAGACAAUCCUGAAAGCAGAAUCAUCUUCAGAAAUCAUACGUACUUACCAUCGCAAACACCACCGGGCAUCAAAGAUCUUCGGAUGGAUGACAUAUUGAGUCGGCGUGGCAAUGGGAAAGGAGAAAGAAAGUUACAUGAGAUGAUUUAUGAUUAUGCUCCUUACAACGAUUUGGGUAAUCCCGAUAAAGAUGAUGACCUUUAUCGGCCAGUUCUUGCUGGUGCUGAACGACCUUAUCCAAGGCGCUGUCGCUCUGGAAGACCACCUAUGAAAUCCAACCCAGAAAGCGAGAGUAGAAUAGAGAAGCCGCAUCCAGUAUACGUUCCUCGUGAUGAAGCAUUCGAGGAAACAAAGCAGUCAACAUUUGCUACCGGAAGACUGAAAGCCGUGCUGCACAACUUGGUACCUCAAAUUGCUACGGCUUUGGCUAGUUCAGAUAUCCCAUUCACUUGCUUUGCUGAUAUAGACAACCUAUAUAUCAGUGGUUUUACUAUAAAAGAUGAUGAGGUUUCUGAAAACGUUAAUAGCAUUGCACAAAUGCUCAGCAUGGGUACUAGGUUACUUAAGUACGAUGUUCCAGCCGUCAUUAAAAGUGAUAGAUUUUCGUGGCUAAGGGAUAACGAAUUUGCACGACAGGCAUUAGCAGGAGUGAAUCCGGUGAACAUUGAACUUCUUAAGGAAUUUCCCAUUACGAGCAAAAUGGAUCCAGCAGUCUAUGGUCCUCCGGAAUCUGCAAUCACAAAGGAAGUACUCGAAGGACAACUAGAUGGAAUGAGUGUGGAAGAGGCGAUUGUAAAAAAGAGACUCUUCAUAAUCGAUUAUCAUGACCUCUUACUUCCGUUUGUCGACAAGAUAAACAAGUUGCCUGGUAGAAAAGCGUAUGCAUCUCGAACAAUAUUUUUCUACACGAAUGGUGGGAGUUUAAGACCUAUUGCUAUCGAGCUUUCACUUCCUCCCUCCAACUCUCGCCCUGCAUUUAAUCGUGUUUAUACUCACGGCCAUGAUGCUACAAGCUAUUGGGUUUGGAAGUUGGCCAAAGCGCACGUGUGUGCAGUUGAUGCUGGUGUGCAUCAGUUAAUAAAUCAUUGGUUGAGGACUCAUGCUAGCAUGGAGGUUUACAUAAUUGCUACUAAUAGACAACUGAGCCAAAUGCAUCCGGUUUACAAGCUCUUGCAUCCACAUAUGCGGUAUACUAUGGAAAUUAACGCCCUUGCUCGACAGAGCUUGAUCAAUGGAGGGGGAAUCAUAGAGGCUACUUUUACUCCAGGAAAGUAUGCUAUGGAAAUCAGCUCUGCCGCCUAUAAGAGCAUGUGGCGGUUUGACAUGGAAGCUCUACCAGCUGAUCUACUUCGAAGGGGAAUGGCAGAGGAGGAUCCUACAGCACCCUGUGGAGUAAAACUUGUGAUCGACGAUUAUCCCUACGCUGCUGACGGACUUCUUGUGUGGUCUGCCAUCAGCGAAUGGGUUGAAUCCUAUGUUUCAUACUACUACCCCGACUCGAAUGCCAUCACCUCGGAUGUUGAACUCCAAGGAUGGUGGAAAGAGAUCAAGAACGAAGGUCAUGCUGAUAUGAAGGAUGAACCUUGGUGGCCUAAACUCGAGUCCAAGGAGGACUUAACCAGGAUACUAACCAUAAUGAUCUGGGUUGCUUCAGGUCAACAUGCUGCUAUAAACUUUGGACAGUACCCUUUCGGAGGCUAUGUCCCAAACCGUCCUACAAUGAUGCGUAAAUUGAUCCCUCAAGAAAAUGAACCCGAGUACGAGAAGCUGCUUAAAAACCCUCAAGCUACAUUCCUAUCUUCUUUGCCUUCUAAGCUUCAAGCUACGAAAGUCAUGGCCGUCCAAGACACUUUGUCGACACAUUCCCCUGAUGAAGAGUAUCUUGGGCAGGAGCACGGGAACUGGACUGAUGACCAACAUGUUAAAGGCAUGUUUGCGAGAUUCUCCUCGCGUUUGAAGGAGAUCGAAGAGACAAUUCAUCAAAGAAAUAAGGAUUGCCGUCUUAAGAACAGAACGGGUGCAGGUGUUCCUCCAUAUGAACUGCUUGUACCAACUUCUGGUCCUGGAGUCACCGGUCGUGGUAUUCCUAAUAGCAUUUCUAUCUGAACAGUGUAUACUAUAAAAUUUUCUUACAGUAAUAUUCUUCUCAUAAGAUUUUUAUGAGUUAUUUAAGAAUUUCGGAUCUGAACCUUGUAUGAAAAAAAAAUAACAAAAGAUAGUUGAAACCUUCAAUUAGGUUAUUUGAAGGAAAAGCUUGCAAA